AUGAACACGGUAUGUUUUUUUUUCGGUGUAUUUCAUCAUGAUGAUUAUUUUUCAGUAUAUUUCUGUGACUGGACAAAACGGAAAAGUGCUGGAAAUUUACGCGCGAAAUGGAAUUAUUGGCGAACCCACUCUUCGUUCGGCGUUUUUUCUCAGGGAUGACACACCGAUUUGUUUGAUGAAAAAUAAUUUGGUUCUGGAGUAAGGUUUACACGAUGUUUUAUAAACAUACUACGAUUUUCUGCAGAAAUUUGUCGUUUUCUCAACGUUAAAAUACAAUUUACUAUCUUUGAGUAGACAGAAAAAUAAUUAUUUCGAAAAAAAACAAAAAAAAACUAAUUUGUCUGUCUGCACUCUCUCAAUUUUACGUUGUGUCUACUCAAAAAUAAUAAACUGUAUUCAUAUUUUGUUUUUUUACGGGUUUCCGCCCGUUAAAAAUACGUUAAAACCCAAUUUUACGUUUAAAAAACGUUAAGAACGUUUUAUCCCCGCAACAAAAAAUAGUUUUCAGACGUCGCUGCGAUGAUCCACUAAAUCCUCAUUUCAAUUUGCUUGAUAACUGGAAUGAAUCUCACUUUGAGUUACGUUGGAAAGAAAGUAGACGCUCAAAUCCAGUCAACACGCUUAGCCACUCUGAAAAACAAGCACUCGAGAAUGAAAGUAUGAAGCAAAAUAUAUUUAAUGAACUAAAAACACUAAUAAUUUUAGAAAUCGAUAAAAUCAUCGAACAAUGGGAACAUCGAGUAUUUUUGAUCGAAGGCGAGCAAGGAGUACACGUAUCAGGCGUUCUCAUCUCUGAUCAACGAAUUCUAACCGCUGGUCAUAUCAAUUUCAAAAUCAAUGCGACAUACAAAGUUAGAGGAACAAAAUACUCUUGCGAGAAUGUAGUAUGCGAAUUUGUAUCAGACAAAUGUGAAUUUGCUGUACUGAAAUCAACAGAGUUGCCAGAAUAUUAUACACGUCGGGCUGAGCUCAAUCGAGGAAAUAAAUUUGUAAUUAUGGUAUGAGGAUGGAACAUUUCAGAACAUUAUAUUUUUCAGUUUUUUAGGGUUAUCCCUUCGAUGUUUCAAAACCAUCCGUAUCGAAAGGAAUCAUUGAAGGUGGUUGUGUUCCUUUUUGUAAGUUGGUCUAUCCUUACUUCUGAUAUCUAAGUAAAAUAUAAUUUUGCAGACGGAUUGCCUGAAUUCGAAACAGGAUAUUCUGGAGGUCCCGUAUUCAAUAUGUCAGGAGAUUUAACUGGAAUUUUAAUUGGUACAUCGACUCGGGAACAGGCGAAGGCAGAAGAAGAAGAAGAAAAAUGUAUUCUUAGUUUUAACACUAAUAAUUUGUUACCAGGAAAGACGUAUUGUAAAAUUAUGCCCUAUUCAGGUAUUCGUACCUUUCCCCUUUUCCGCACUGAGAGAAAGGAGAGUUGGCCAAAUUUUGGCGAUUCGCCAAAAAUGACCAGUCAGGAAAAUUUUGUGAAAUAA
This is a messenger RNA of Caenorhabditis angaria, 1466 nucleotides long. The record is from the annotation of a GenBank genome assembly. NCBI's taxonomy places the organism in Eukaryota, Metazoa, Nematoda, Chromadorea, Rhabditida, Rhabditidae.